CCCCCCCCCGUUGCUACUUACGCGUGCCUGGUGGUGAGCCAGCCCCCGAGCGAGCGAGCAAGUGAGCGUGAGUGAGAGUGGGAGUGUGAGAGUGGGAGAGAGAGAAAGAGAGAGUUCGUGUUGCGGUCCGCCCACGGCCAUGGCCCUCCUGCCCUGCUUCCUUCGGCUUCUAAAACCGCCUGAGAUUCGGUGCUAGGCCGAGGAAAUAGUCGUAGCCGGGGCGAAUUGGAGCCGACAGUCCUGGGACGAUUUGAGGGAGCGAUCGGUGAUGGUCGUGGGAGGCUGAUGUGGAGCAGGAUUUUGAGAUGAGGGAGAGGUGGCCGACCGUAAUGGUUUUUUUGUAGUGCAAUGUAGCGGUCUGGGAGUAUAUGAGGAGUGUUGUAUGAGUUUUGGUGUCGGCGAGGCGACGCCGUGGUUUUGGUCCCGUUUCAGUUUGACAGAGUGAGGGUUUUGGUGAAGUUUUGACCGCACACGAGAAUGUUUAGCGUAGGGCGGAGGGAGAGGGAGGAGAAGAGGACAAAGAGUAUGAUAAGGUGCCAGAUCAAGCAGAGCGGGGCGGGGCGGGGUGGUGCUUCCGGGAGGGAGCACCAGCACCAUCGUCAUCACCAUGUCGGCGACGGAGGUGCGGUAUUCGAGACUAGUUAUGCCUCAUACAAGAUGGGGACACCCAAGGGGAUGGUGACCGGAGGAGUUAUUCACAAGAGUAAGGGUACGGACGAGGUGGAACGAAUGAAGGCGAAAGGGGAAUCACAGACGGGGGCGAUUGCACAGGGCGCGGAGACGCCGUUGUGGACCAUGUUACCUAAGGAUCUGAUUGAGAAAGUGUUUGCAUUCCUGCCCUUGCACAGCUUGUUUCAAGCGCGAUGCGUGUGUAAGUGUUGGAAGAGCGUGGGCUUUUCGAACAAUCUUGUGAAGCUGCGGGCAGAAGCGCCCGUCUCGCCCCCAUACUUCCCCGUUUUUUUGUCGAAGGGCGAGGACCGGCGAUGGUGCGCUUACGAUCAUGUGCAGCGUAAGUGGCUGUACCUACCACCGCUCACAUUCCUCCCGAAAGAAGCGAAGCAUAUCCUGGCCGGCGAUGGCGGGCUUCUAUGCUUGAGUGAAUCGCCAUCCACGGCAUUAAACUAUGUAUGCAAUCCCGUAACCCGUAGCUUAAAGAGAGUGCCAUCGCUAUCCCAGGACUACGAGCCUGGAAUCACGCACAUGGUAGUGAAUGGGAAGAGCCAGGGUUUCAAGAUGAUUGUUACACUCACCCAUUAUCUGGAAAGUACGCAUGUUUUUGAGUCACGGAAAAAUUCGUGGCAAGCUACGAGCUGCUUACCCCCGCACUUCUUGCUCUGGGGAAGGCGAAGCUCUGCGUACUGCAAAGGCUUUCUUUACUGCGUGGCUCUGGAAAUUGGCGGCAUGAACAUGGAAGGACUCAUUGCAUACGAUGUUAAUUCCGGCGUGUGGACCGAUGUGCAUGGGCUUCCCAGGGGCAUGAGGGACGAUCCUUAUGUGCUGUCAUGUGGCGGUCGAGUCCUUGUGGUCGCUGCCCAGAAAAAUACGAAUGGCCGGCUCACGAGUAUCCGAAUCGUGGAAUUCGAGCCUGUUUCCAAACGGUUUCUCGAGGUCACUGAGAUGCCUCAGAAUGUGAUGCUGGACGUUUUCAAAUGCAGGGGCGGAUGGAAGCCUGUGGCGUUUGGCGACAAGAUAUGUGUGGCAUCUAAAAAGACUCUCUCGGUUGCGGUUUAUGAUAUGGUGCGCAGAUCGUGGCAUGAAUUGCCCAAAUGCCCCCUUAAUACCAAGUCUUCCACUUGCGUGCGCUGUCACACGGCUUUUUUAACAAAAAUUAUGCUGCUCUACCUCCGACAUGCGCGCAAUUGGAUCCUUGUAAAUUCUGGACUUCAGGUUUCAAGUUUUCUGUCUGGUAUCAUAUUUUUAUCAAAUUGCGUGCUUGGUUUUAUGUCUACUGAUUCUUUGAGUCUUAUUGCAGAAUGCUCUCUACUCAUUUAUGAAAGUGAUUGUGGCAUUUCAAUUUUAAAAUUUAAUUUUUUUUGCGAUGGUCUCGUGAUUGAAUUAUACUUCCAAAUGGACAACUCCACUGAGCUUUAUAGUAUACGUGACCUGAUUUGUGUAAUCUGUUCCAAAUUUUACACGAGUGGUUUCUGAAGUUGUAGUUUCUCAAUUUCCCGUAUUUAUCAUCGUACAUUAUCGCAGACUCUGGGCAAUGUGGGGUUGAGUUUCUUCAUAGAAAAGCCUAUGACUCCUAGGAGUUGGUGUUAAUGACACAGCUUGUAGCGCACUGUUCAUCUCUUUGUCCAAGAUGCAGCGACAUCCAAUCGAUCUGCCAUUGACGCCCACCGAGAAAUCCAUGGUUUGUACCAUUCAUUUGCCUCUUCUUGCUCGCUUUUGUUUGCAGCUUUGGCGGUAAACGUCAAUAGAAUUCAUGAAUUCAAGUGCCUUGAUCCAUCCAGCGGUUAGAUCGGAGCCCCCAUUCUUGAGUAGAAACCAGACGCUGGUUCAAAUGUAGCCUCUCAGGUAAACAAUUUGUCUAAUAGUGAAAUAAUAUAUUUGUUUCUGUUAGCUGACCUUCUCUUAUCCUACGGGAUCGGUGUGGGUCUCGAUGCAUUAGACACCAAAGCAACAGUGCACCCGAAAUCAUAUCUGAGGUCCAACGCGAUCUCACUAAAACCACGGCGUUUUGUGUUAAAAUAUAUUGCAAUAUCCUCUCUCCCUCGAGGCUCUUCCACCUCAGCACUAACGUUGUCCUCGCAGUUGUAACAAACUUUGCCAGUAUGAUUACAUGCAAAAUUCCAAAAACCUUGUAAAGCUGUGAGUGGCCAACAUCUUCCCUUUACCGUUUUCAGCAUGCCGUGCGGACAUUCUAGCAGUCCAUGGUAGGGAAACUGAUAAGGUGCAGUCCGAUCUCCCAAAGCACGGUUUUGUUGUGAGGGAUCUGACCUUCAAAUCUCUCAAGUGUGCUCAUGACACACCCAAUCUCUCAGUAGCUCUAUGAGCUGGAUAAUAUAAAGGUCAAUAUUGAGCUGAAGCCCACACAUCAACAACAAACACAUCAGCUGGUCAUUUUCAGAUGCCAGCAUUCAACUUAGGGAACUGUAGAAAAGCAUGAAAUCACUAAGUGUGGAGGAGGCAGUUGGAAAGAGUGACCCAGCCUGCUUGGGGACAACCAAAACCCAAAAAAAACAUUGCAUAUAAAAAAGAGAAUAAAUAUAAAAUAUAAAAUCAA
Physcomitrium patens is the source of this 3226-nucleotide messenger RNA. NCBI's taxonomy places the organism in Eukaryota, Viridiplantae, Streptophyta, Bryopsida, Funariales, Funariaceae. The record is from RefSeq and is a predicted model, not a curated record.